GUUGCUAGGAGGCGCUGUUGGAGCCCGGAAGAGUUGAAACUGAUGAUGAUGAUGAUGAUGAUGGCCAACCCGAGAUUGAAGGAGAAACAUAAGGUUCAUAUUAUAGCCGCACUUUGUUGUUCCCCUGCGACAUUUAUGCCUGUCUAACCCGUCGGGAGAAAGGAAAGGAGAUAUCACUUUCUCCCCAUUUGAAGCUGGGUGACGAGGCUACAUGGUGUGUGUUUCCUAUUCAGAGUGUGGAUGUGUGGGUGUCCAGAGAUGGAGAGCUAUGAGGACUUCUGUCUGCGGAGUUUGGCCAUACUGCAGGAGGAGGGGAAAUUCAAGAAGACAACAUUUGAGCCACUGUGGUCCCUGAAGGCUCUCUCCGUUAUCCGCUUCCAUGGAAGAGCUGUGCUUUCGCCUCUGUUGAGUGCAGAGCAGCGCAGUGAGAUGUGUGACUACAGGCGGAGAGCAGUCCAGCUGGAGGUGGACAGGCAGAACCAGCAGAAUAACAACCUUUUGGCUCGGGUUCAGGACAUACUGGACCAAGCUCAGGCACAUACAGUACCAAGUGAAGAUGUUGAAAAGAUGCCAGUUUCUAAAUCUGCGACAGUCAGUGGCUACACCCUGGUCAUUGACUCUCCUGGACUUCCCACAAUCCCUGGAUUUGGGCUUCAGACAAAUGAUGAGCCUGCCACUACGUGCUCUGAGACCCCCAUCCUCAAUGGCUGCAAGGCAGUGAAGGAUGUGGUGGUGGAGAGGGAAGAGAAGAGUGAGGAGGAAGAGGAGGGAGAGGAGGAGGAGGAGGACAUUAGUUUGGACAGUCUUCUUAAGAGAUCAAGGGAAUAUGUGAAGAGAGAGCAGAGUCAGCAGGGGUCAAAAAUCGUCCACACAGCCACCAGGAAUCCGCCGCCGGAGACUGUCUCUGACAAGGAGAAUAAGAGCUGCAGUCCCAUGGGGGACACGGGCGUUGAGUUUGGGUUCAGUCUGCACCAUAGCCCUAUUGGCCAACCUCAGACCCAAAUCCAGCAUCAGACUCUCUACGACCACAGUCCCCAACAGUCUGGCUGCCUCUCACCUAGUCUACCUGACCGGUUUGCUCGUCUCCCCAGUCCAGAGUCCAGCAUUAGUCCCCAUGCACAGAAACGCAGACCCCGCCCAUUUUCUACAGGAAAUAUCCAUAUUUCAUUUCCUAUCGGCCCAGCAGACCUUAUUCCCCGAAGCCCAAGAAGGUCAGGGGAAGGUGCUGGCAUGGCAGAUUGGGGAGAGACUCUCUCAGGGGCUGUAAAGUCCCCCGAUCACUGGGGCUCAGUGGGAAGUGAAAGUGGUGGUGGUGCUAGCAGGAGUGGCGAUCGUCGAUCCAGCCACUGUGGUACCAGUCCAGUGCAGGAGACCUGUAGCCCCGGUAGUGCCUCAGGGCUUAGCCCGAAGGGACACCAUGACCAUCUGGCUGCAGGAUUUCGCCGGCGCUGCCACACCCUGGACAGCCAGCUGCAUAGCUACCACUCUGGAGUUGAGCACAUAGACCGCAGCCAGGAAAGGGUUCCUCGCUUCAUGGCAGGAGUCACAUGGAAGGCUCCAAGUUGGCGCACACCUGCAGCCCCUUUAAACCAGUCGUAUGAGGUAGAUAUUCCCUCACCAUCUCUGCUGAGGCCCCGCAUGUCUCCUGACAUGGCUCAGGUCACACUCAAGAUGGAGCCUGACGACACUCAAGGGACAAACAAUGGACGGAUCACACCAACUGUCCUGUCCAGAAAUGCAGCUGAGGCACAGGCCAGCAAGACAGAGGAGACCCAGAGGCGAGCACAGGCUCUGGAGGACAUGCAGAGGCGUCUGGAGGAGGAGCAUGUCUUGCAGAUGUCUCUGCUCUUGGCUGAGCAGGAGAAAGAACAACAGCGCCUCCGUCUGGUCAGCACAUGGAAUUACACAAUAUCUAGUCUAAUAGAAGAGCUGGAGGAGACAGAGAGAAGACUGAGGGAGCAGGGGGGUGUGCGGCCUUUGAGUGGGGAUGUUUGUGGGUGGAAUUGUAGGUCUGUGAGUGACAGCCGUCCUGUUGUGAGCCCCUCCUGCCCGGGACUAAGCCCUGCCCACACACCAUCUGAGCGAUCACCUGGACACAGUAAAGGUUUCCCCAGUCCUGAAAGUUCCAGUGUAUCUUCUCCCUCUGUCCAGUCUCCCGUCUAUCUGUGGGGGCCCACAUGGACAGUUAGCAAACCUCGAGCAAGGCUAAGUCUGGUUCUGACAUCACAGCAGCAGAGAGCGUUCUGUCGAAUCGGCGCAAUCAUUCGCGGCUUCCUCACUCGCAGACUGCUCAAAACAGAGAAGGUCAGACACCUGCGCCAGACCAUCACGGAUACCCAGGAAUUCAUCCGUUCAUUCCAGACUGAAGCUCCACAGAAGAGAGGCCUCUGCUCAGCAGAAGAUCGCUCCCUGCAGGGCAGAGUUAGAGCCCAGUUACGUGCAGCCCUUUAUGACAUCCAUGACAUCUUCUUUGAAAUGCCUCUGGGGGGUCGAUUAGCAUUGCUGCAGCAGGAAAGGGAGCUCCGAGCAGAGAGGAAGCUACGAGAAAUGGAGAAAGCCAAGUGCCCCAAGGAGAGAGUGGUUCUGUCUGCCGCCACACAAAGGUCUCUGGACAGGAAAAAGAGGGUUGGUCAAUCCCCAGCACAGGCUAGGAAGAUGCAGCAGAAGCCAAAGAGCCCCACUACCAACAGGUGCCAAACACAGCUAGUCCUGAAGCCAAGCCAAGGGCAACAUUCUCCUGUCCCAGGCCAGCUGAACCGCCAGGGGAGCUGGUACAGAAAGACCCCAGAGGAGAGAGUGAGGCGCUCAGACAGCCUGAAGAAGCAGCACUCCCUGGGUUAACCGGUGACUCAACAUCCCCUGACCUGUGAACUUGAUUUUUUUUUUGUCUUUGAAUACAAACGUCGCACCACUGAAACUCCAGUCAGCGCUGCUAUUAUGAUUGUCUGAAAUUCAAAUGAUUGUAUUCACUACCACACUUUAGCUCAUUGAUAUACACCAUCACAAUGCCAUUGCUUUUGACUGUUGUAGCUUGCUGAAAUGUUUAAGUGGCAAUAACUGAUUGUUAUCCGCAAAACUCUCAUGUAGCUUGAUACUGUGUGUGGAGUAUUUGAUGAUAAGAUAGGUACAUUUUAAAGAAAAAAAAAAACAAGCUUCUGUACUUAAAUGAAAGCUAGAAGAAGGUCAGAGUUGAAAGGAAACAAAAACGUGUUUAUCCGUGCCUAAGAAUUAUGCCUUUGCUAUCUGUAAGAUUUAAGCAUGCAUACAUUUACCAAUUGUGUUCAUAAACAUUUAGUGCUUAUACCUGUAAGAGAAUUUACAAACACGUUUCAUGGUCACAUUCACGUAAUGUAAUUUCCAUA
Messenger RNA from Sander lucioperca (pikeperch), 3362 nucleotides. RefSeq names its product centriolar coiled-coil protein of 110 kDa. Gene Ontology annotation, molecular function: protein binding. The record is from RefSeq and is a predicted model, not a curated record. Gene Ontology annotation, cellular component: centriole. Bases 241 to 2841 code for a protein of 866 amino acids. The transcript is spliced from 14 exons. NCBI's taxonomy places the organism in Eukaryota, Metazoa, Chordata, Actinopteri, Perciformes, Percidae. Gene Ontology annotation, biological process: centrosome duplication; regulation of cytokinesis; centriole replication.